AUGUCUACUAUCAAGUCUUUGUUGCUUUCUCUGCUCCACUGCUUCCGCUCUGAGAGCGCCGACAACGACGACAACCAGGCCGGUCCUCGUCCUCUCGUUAUCGGUUCUCCCACAGACUUCUGCCAUGGUGGCACUCACGAAGGUGGUCCCCUCCGUGCAUCCAUCACUCCUCCACCUUUUCGUCGCGCCUUGACAGGAAAAGGACAGUCUGCAACAGAAGAUCAGGAAUGGCAAGAAAAGAGGGCAUAA
Molecule: messenger RNA, 249 nt
Organism: Aureobasidium namibiae CBS 147.97
Lineage: Eukaryota; Fungi; Ascomycota; Dothideomycetes; Dothideales; Saccotheciaceae
Exons: 3
Coding region: 1-249 (82 amino acids)
Source: RefSeq, a predicted model, not a curated record